ACUAUGACGCUAGAGUUUGAUGAUGACACCAUGCUUUUUCAAAACCUAGUGAAGAAAAUAGAGAGAGAGAGAGAGAGAGAGAGAGAGAGAGAGAGAGAGAGAGAGAGAGAGAGAGAGAGAGAGAGAGAGAGAGAGAGAGAGAGAGAGAAGAGAGAGAGAGAGAGAGAGAGAGAGAGGAGAGGAGAGAGAGAGAGAGAGAGCAAGAGAGAGAGAGAGAGAGAGAGAGAGAGAGAGAGAGAGAGAGAGAGUGCGAGAGAGAUAGAGAGAGAGAGAGAGAGAGAGAGAGAGAGAGAGAGAGAGAGAGAGAGAGAGAGAGAGAGAGAGAGAGAGAGAUGGAGACAAAGAGGGAGGGAGAGAGAGAGAGAGAGAGAGAGAGAGAGAGAGAGAGAGAGAGAGAGAGAGAGAGAGAGAGAGAGAGAGAGAGAGAGAUGGAAAUGGAUGAGAUGUGAGAACUACAAGCAUUAGCAUCGUAACAUCGUGCAUCAA
Closterium sp. NIES-67 is the source of this 486-nucleotide messenger RNA. Lineage: Eukaryota; Viridiplantae; Streptophyta; Zygnematophyceae; Desmidiales; Closteriaceae. The record is from the annotation of a GenBank genome assembly.